Messenger RNA from Saccostrea cuccullata (small rock oyster), 3099 nucleotides. RefSeq lists its product as uncharacterized. NCBI's taxonomy places the organism in Eukaryota, Metazoa, Mollusca, Bivalvia, Ostreida, Ostreidae. The transcript is spliced from 13 exons. The coding region runs from base 42 to 1718 and encodes 558 amino acids. The record is from RefSeq and is a predicted model, not a curated record.
CCGAUUGACAUCUCAUAGAAUUUUAUUUCCAGGUGGUAGCUAUGUAUACUUUGAUUUUGUUUAUCAUCAUCUUUCCAGUUUGUCAAGUAUUGGGUACAGGGCGAUGGGGCAUGUCUGCCUACCCGCCGACUACCAUGCGAGGAAAUAGUGUUAGCAUAUAUUGUUAUUACAACAUGAAUACAGACAGGAUAAUUCCUGAAAUGUUUAUGGAAAUCCGGAAAACUAAAAACAGUGACUGGAAGGUAAUUGCAAAGACUAACACUACAGGAUCCUAUCUCCUUGUGCAGGAUCCGGAUCGACAAAAUUAUUCAAUAUCAUCAUUCUACGGUUGUUAUCGUGGAUUUAGGUGUGGUAUCAGGAUAUUUGUAUCCUUUGGAUUGAGCAGUUGUACGGUAGAUCCGGACCUCUACUCGAUCUUCAGAUGUAAAGUUUCCAACGGAAGUCAGACUUUUAAAAGCAGCGAGAAAAGUUUUGUGUCAACAAAAGGUCAGAUUCCUUCAGAAAUGCAAACUCCAAACAUUAUUAAAAGCAGUGGUGAAAUACAAACGGGUGGUAAAGAUCCUUUCAGACCCGGAGAUGUGGUCCACCUGCAGUGUGAAGGAGAAGUUGAGAGUGUUAAUGGCAUACCUAGCGAGUAUAUAAGGUGGUGCAAGAAAAAAUUAGGAACAUUUGAUGAAAUACCUUUACAAAAUCCCCCAAACUCCGGUUUGGUAUGGAGCAGCAAGGAUGGUUGCACAAAUGUGCAGAAAUCGGAAAUAUUUUACCAUAUCAUGGAAAGUGAUGCACAUCUGGAAAUUAUGUGCGAAUCCGGAUACAACAUACGUAGGAAAAAAUGUGGAAAUGGAAGUGCAAACUCGACAAUUAUAUUAAAUACAAACAUCAAAACAGACGAAGGCCGAUGGAAGGUAUCUCCUAUUCUGAUGUUCGACGGAAAUGGAGUUAUAGAUGAACAAAAUGUCCUAACACAUGGACUUGGUAGAACAUUUUAUCUCACAUGUAGCGCAUCCUCAUUUACAUCUGAUGCACUGGCAAUCAACUGGUGUGUUAGAAAGACAGACACUGCAAAGUGGAUCAAAGUUGCUACACAGGAAGAGGGAAUGACGUCAUCAGCAAGCAAAAGUGGAGAAUAUAUAGUGUUUAGUAGAAUUACUUAUCACGUAACGAAGUACGACAAGGUUCUGCACUUUCUCUGUGAAAUUCCUCUGUCAUCCUCAAGCCCAUGUGGUUCAGGAUCAAGUUUUACAAGCCUCUCAUUAGUAAUAAAUGCUCAACAAACUGCAACAUCCGACCUCAACACAUAUUUUGUCUCUACAGCAGCUUUAUCCGUUUUGCUGUGCUUAGUUCUAGUUACAGUAGUGGUGCUGGUCAUUAUUACGUUCAGAAGAGGAGGACUGACGAUAUGUGGAUUUGUUUUCAAUAUUCAGAGAAGCAAAUAUGAAUAUGAAGUGACAGAAGAUAAACAUAAAAGUACAUCCGGAUCCUCACAAGUAAUGACCUCAAAAAGUGUAUCUCAGCCAAGAUAUGUACGACAUGGCAAAGAACCAUUCAGAAAGAGUGACAAGCAUGGAAAAGAUGGUAGUUUUGAAAAUGAAGGUUUUAACAGCGAAAUUUUGAAGGAAGAAGAUACAUUAAAAUACGAAAGUGAAUCAAAAAUAUGUGACUUCGAUGAGUUGCGUAUUGAAGAAAAACAACAAGAAUAUGAAGAGAUGAAGUUUUGAAAAUAUUCAAUAAUGAUAAAAAGUAUCGAAGAAGCAUUUUGCAUGCAGAAUGGGAAUGCAAUCUAAAAUUUUCGGAAUAAUAGACCACUGAACUGCACUCCCCAUGAAUAAACACAUAAACUAGGCUGUUUCACUACUUUGAGAACACGUUCCUAAAUACAACGCAUAUUGUCCCCUGCUUGUAAAGUGGGGGAUAUUAAUUUGGAUCUGUCCGCCCGUCUGUCCGUCUUUCUGUCUGUAACGCUUUCGUUUCCACACGAUAUCUCGAGAACCCUUUAAGCUUUUGCAAUGAAAUUUUGCAUAGCAACUCCCUAUGGACUAAGGUAGAACCCACUUGAUUUUGAGGUCAAAAGGUCUAAGGUCAAGGUCAUAAAUUCGCAAAUUCUGUCUAUUAUAACACUUUCGUUUCCUCGCGAUAUCUCGAGAACCCUUUGAGCUUUUGCAAUGAAAUUUUACCUAAAAACUCCCUGUGACUUAAGGAAAUCUCCUAAUGAUUUUGAGCUCAAAAGGUCAAAGUUCAAGGUGGUAAAUUUAUAUAUUCUGUCUGUGUGUAACACUAUCCUUUCCAGGCGAUAUUUUAAGAAGAUUUUGAGCUUUUGCAAUGUAAUUUUAUACCAAAACUCCCUAGGGCCUCUCUCAACCCUCUCAAAGUGUUCCGCCUCGUUUGUUUUAUUAGUAUUUAUUGUACAUGUAUUACAUGUCGCUAUUUUUAGCACAAGGGCAUGAGAAGAGUUAUUAUGUAUUAAACAGGUUCUCAGAGGACUUUAUACUCUUAUUACAUCUAUAACAACUGUUUAAGAAAGGUCAAAUUAGACACCAUGCAUUGUGUAAAAUUUUGACAAUAUCGAACGUGAAUAUAUAUAUGUAUUUGCUUAUAAUUUUCGCCUGUUCAAAUCGGUUCCGUGGUGUACUAGUAUGUCUCUCGCUUCACAUGUGAGAGGUACCGGGUUCAAAUCCCGGACAAUCCAUUUUCUUUUUUUUCCGAAAACUUUUUUACUAAAUGAUAGUAUUCAUCAUAUGAAAUGAUAAAUUUAUGAGUUCUGGCUUGUACAUACUCAUAAAAUCGUCAUUACAGUGUGAUAAAAAUUCCAAAUAAAAAGAAUCUUCUAUACAGAUAAUAAAGAAUAAGCAUUCAAAGAAGAUGGGUGAAUAAGGCGGGCAGAAUGCCUAUAGUGCGACAGAUAAGAAGUGAAAAUUUUAAUCUUAAUUGAAUCCAAAUUUUACUUGAUAUUUCAUCUAAUAUUGAAGUAUACUUUAUGUAAAAUCUCUACAAUUUACAAAAAGCACACAAAGACUGAAAAUAUUUGCCUAUGAAAAUGCUUACACACACUAAAAAGAACAAAAACGAUCAUUUUCUCAUACUUAAACAACAUUUUUCAAU